Carassius auratus (goldfish) is the source of this 3201-nucleotide messenger RNA. Its product is annotated as disks large-associated protein 5-like. Gene Ontology annotation, biological process: chromosome segregation; regulation of mitotic cell cycle; signaling. The transcript has 20 exons. The record is from RefSeq and is a predicted model, not a curated record. Gene Ontology annotation, molecular function: microtubule binding. Bases 149 to 2947 code for a protein of 932 amino acids. Gene Ontology annotation, cellular component: nucleus; spindle pole centrosome; cytoplasm. Lineage: Eukaryota; Metazoa; Chordata; Actinopteri; Cypriniformes; Cyprinidae.
GUUAUUUGCUUUUCAAAACCUGCCCGCCAUCUUGCAUGCCGUACGCUUUGGGCAGGUAAACGUUAAUACAUAACAUAAAUAUUGCCAAUCAUUUCGUGUCUGUAUAUAGAAUUUUUUUUGACUCUCGGAACCUACCUUAAUAUAAAGGAUGGACUCUCGCUUUGCUCACCUGUACAAGCGGGACAGCAGUGUGUCUAUGAUCCGGGUGAAGAUGUCCAGACGACGGUCUCAAUCUCAGAAAGCGAACCGAGAGAAGAUCCAGAACCUGCGCAGAAACCUGGACCAUCUGCCGGAGAUCGAGCUCUCAAUGGAUGCAUCCAGCCUCAUGGCCACCCAAGACAAAGCACCAAAAACAAAGGCAGCUAAUGAUGUAAAUGCUGCUGCCGAGGAGAGAAAGAAGAUGCUUGCUCGUUACAAAGAAAACAAGAUGUUGCAGAAGGAGAAGGAAAAGCGGGUCAAAGAGAAGAAAGGCGUGUUUAAGGUCGGCCUUUAUAAGCCACAGCCACUAGGGUAUCUGCCCUUAAACACUGCUGCACAAAGCAGAGCCAACAUCACAGAAACUAACCAGUCCACACGAGUGACCCGCUCAAUGAUGCAGAAUCAAAAGCCAGCAGCAGAAAGACAUGCAGUUCCAAAGAAAGUUGGAAAUGCAUUAACCACCAGAGCUUCAGCCAAGACUAAUUCAAAAUCUGUGACUACCACCAAAACCAGAGCAGCUGCAGUUGAACCAUCUGUAAGAGCUCCAACCACACGAUCAGCUGCUAAAACAUCAGCAGCUGUGGUUAAACCGGUUACUGAUUCUAGGACGGCAAAAACAAGAUCAACCGUUAAAUGUCCUGUAGCGCCCUCUCCAGGCAAAGAGAAAGACAUACAAGGCAACACAAAGGCAUUUAUUGAAAAUAAGACUGCUAAGAAAAAGGACACGGCUGUUGAUUCUUUGAGACCUGAGGAAGAGGAACCCAAAGCUGCUGCCCCCUCAUUUGCCCCUCAGGGAUUCGUGUUCCAGCCUCCUGUUGGUCUAAGCUCGUUCGAGCCUGCACCGCUCUCUCCACAUUCAGCCAGUGCCUUCCUCUCACCGAGCUUCCUUUCUGAUGGCAACGUGGAGCCCACCUUCCCCUCUCCCCCAAAACCUGUUCUCCCUGCUCCUGCCCUCUCCUCCCCUCCACCACUGUCAACUCCUCCACCAGAUCAUCCUGCCAACCCUCCCUCAGUGUCCUGUCCCCCUCCUGCCCCGUCCAGCUCCACAGCACCAUCACCUCCCUUGGCCCUCUUGGAGCCUCAGCAUGAUGUUGCCUAUUUCAGGGCAGUGAUGGCCAGUGAGACUGAGCAUUUGACUGGUCUUUCUGAGCUGUGGGAGUCACGAUUUGAUGAUACUUCUAUCCCAGAGGAGACACGCGACCAGAUGCGUACAGCUGUGGGCCAGGCCAGAUUGUUGAUGAAAGAGCGCUUUGGUCAGUUCAACAGACUGGUGGAUGACUGUGACUUGGGCCGUGGAGAGAAAAUAACAACCUGUACUGACUUGCAGGGCUUCUGGGACAUGGUGUACUUUCAGGUGGAAGAUGUUAACAAGAAAUUUAAUGCCUUGAAAGAGGCGGAAGCAAGGGAGUGGAAAGAGGAAGUCAGGCCUGUUGCCAGAAAAAGAGUGGCCAAAAAGCCUCCUGUUGUGGGAGGGAAGGCUGGAACAGGUGCCUGUGCUGCAGCUAAGAGUCGACUGGCUGCUGUAAAGGCUGCGAUGAGAGCCAAGCAGGCUGAACAGAAAGCCACUGAGACUUCAGACAACAUCCAGGAGGACUCGAGCUCUGUUCCUGCAGCCCCUGCCGUCACACUGCCCGCACAGACCGUUGUGUUUAAUGGAGGCUUCUUCCAGGUGGAAAGUCCAGUCAAGCCAUCAGGUGCUGUUAGAAGAUCGUGUCGAACCAGUGCAGUUUCUUCACCCUGUAUUUCUAAGUUCAGCACUCCAGGCAGGCAGUGCAGAUCUACUGCAGUUUCUCAUGCUUCCCCUCUACCUAGCUUAUCAGCAACACCUCUUCCAAUCCACCAGAGUGAGUUGUUGCCUGCUCUCACUCCUCUCCGUUCUACUGAGGCCCUCCCACAGACACCCAGAGUUCCUCAGAUUAGUCCUGACCACAACCAAAAUGUUUCGCCUGACAUGGACAGCCGCUCCCAGAGCCGUAUUAACUUUGAUUUAAGCUCUUCCUGUACCCAACACACUCAACCAGAUACCAGUAAUGGACCAGAAAACAGUCCAGUAGCCCAAACACAUGACUCGCCCAGCCUGUGUGAUGAGCUACCUGUUGAUUCUUCAGAACCUCAGCAUGAUGAAAACAUUCCAGAGUCUAUGUUCAGUCCUUCUUUCCAAGAGGAACCACAAGAGAACAUUUCUUGUGAAGUCUCUGAAGAGAGUUUGCAUGUCCAGCCUGGAGCAGAUGCUGGUCUAGAUACUCUAUCCCAGGGCUCAUCUCAUAGCUCUUCAGAACCAGUGGAAGCAGAACCCAAUGUCUGUGCACCUGCUUCCCCUAUCCUGAGGCCCUCCACACCAACCAAUGUUCUCAGAGUUUCUGCAGCUCUCUGUAAUGAGGUCAUUAACGGAUCUCCAACCAGUAUGGAUGUUGAAAUGACUGAAAAUCAAGAUGCUGAGUGUUUGGACAUUGAGCGUUACCUGCAGCCAACCGUGAGAUACAGCAUGUCUCUUGCACAGAGUCCUGCAGCAGAGAGGUUCUCUUUUGGGGCAGUGGAUGCUGAGAUGGAGAGUCCGGUGACUCAGGCAGAGGAGCGCCCGCAUGAUGUCUUGGCAACACCUACAGCUUUUUCCAGAAUGGUGUUCUCACCCCAGAUCAGUCCGAUGUCGGAGAAUCUGUUGCUGAUCUCCCCAGAGCGGAAGGAGAAAGUGAGACAGUCAGUGUGUGAACGUGACCUGAUCACAUUCACACCUCCCACGUACAAAUAAAAGCACAUCCACUCACUCUUUGGAUGUGGAUCAUUUUAUUUAAAAUUUUUGGGUUUCUGCUUGAAUGUCUUUAUUGAUUUGUUUGGUUUGUUGUUGAAUUAGACUCAUUUAUGUAAAUGUUUGCUACGGUUUGUACUUCAUAAUGAGCAUAUUUAGAUAUAACAAUAUUUCUGUGCAGUCAGAAAAUAUAUUUUUAAGGAUUUUAAUGUCAAAAGAUUUUGUGAAAACCAAUUAAAUAAGAAAAUGACAUACUA